UCUCAAUUAUCUCCUAUAUAAACCAAAGGCGCUUUCAUCUUCUUCCAUCAACUUCACUUCCAAGCAGAAAUAUUUAUUCUACACAUCACUAGGAUUUCUUAGCCAAAUAACAAUCAAAUGGCGAAUCUAAGGAACUCAUCGGGGCUUGUUUUCAUCGCGUUGGCGAUGAUCUUGACAGGAGUUUCUGCUCAAUUGAGCAGUGACUGCACAAACGUGUUGGUCAGCAUGUCGCCUUGCCUGAACUACAUCAAGGGGAACUCUUCAGCGCCAUCCUCAGGAUGCUGCACGCAGCUUGGCACAGUGGUUAAGAACAAUCCGGAAUGUUUGUGUCAGGUCCUUAAUGGUGGUGUCUCCAACAUGGGACUCAACAUUAACCAGACUCAAGCUUUGGCUCUUCCUGGUGCUUGCAAAGUUCAGACUCCAUCAAUCAGCAAAUGCAAAGCCGGGUCCCCAACUAGCUCUCCCGCUGGAACACCAGAUUCUCCAAAUACAAACGCUUCAGGAAGUGGAUCUGUACCAUCAUCACAAGGUGGUUCCAAUGAUGCAAGUUUAACCAAGAUGAUCGGUCUUACUUUCUUCUUCCUACUCUUCAUUAGCUCUUAUGCUUCAACAUUCACCGUGGCUUAAUCGGAUCAUAUCAGAAGUCAGUUUUCCUGCAGAGACAGAGUGGUUACUGUAUUUUUGUGUUCUUUAGUUCCUCUGUAAAAUAUUGUCUUUAUGCAGAUACAUAUAUUAUAUAUUGUUUUGGAAUGUAUGAGCUGGUUACAAUAAAAA
Molecule: messenger RNA, 774 nt
Organism: Lycium ferocissimum
Lineage: Eukaryota; Viridiplantae; Streptophyta; Magnoliopsida; Solanales; Solanaceae
Product: non-specific lipid transfer protein GPI-anchored 5-like
Exons: 3
Coding region: 118-627 (169 amino acids)
Biological process (GO): lipid transport
Molecular function (GO): lipid binding
Source: RefSeq, a predicted model, not a curated record